CACUGAUCUGACUUUCUGUUGAGUAUUUGUGGUGAGAACAUCAUUUAAUACGUCUUUGUUGAAUUCAGGUUUUCAGGAGACAUGGCCGGUCUGAGGUGCACUCUGGCUCUUCUGGUUCUGAUGGUGGUUUCCAUCAGGGCUGCUGAGAAGAAGGUUAAAUCUGUCUCUGAAAAGAUCGAGGAAGCCAACACCAACAUUGUCAGAGCUCCUGAUGGGCUCUUUGUAGAGGAUGACAUGGCUUAUGACUCUGAGAGCGAGAGGAACGCCGACCCCUGCACCUCCCACAACUGCAAGUGGGACAAGGCCGGUGAUGGCAUGGUGUACGUGCCCUACGUCAUCGCAGACCACUACACCUCCAGAGAGCGGGCCAUCAUUGAACGCGGCCUACAGUCCUUCGACAGCGUCACCUGCAUCCGAUUCGUCCCUCGCAUCAGUGAAAGAGACUACAUCCACAUCCAGUCUCUGGACGGGUGCUUCUCCUACGUGGGUCGACGUUUCAACGAUCAGGAUCUGUCUCUGAGGAGACAGGGCUGCCUGUACCUCGACGUGGUGCAGCACGAGUUGCUGCACGCUCUGGGCUUUAAACACGAGCAGUGCCGCUCUGACCGCGACCAGCACAUCCGCAUCCUGUGGGAGAACAUCAUACCCGGUUGGGAGUACGCCUUCGACAAGAUCAACACUCUGAACCAGGGAACCCCCUACGACUACAACUCUGUCAUGCAGUACUACAAGACCGCCUUCUCCAAGAACAAAGAGCCCACCAUGGUGCCGAUCCCUGACCCAAACGUCGAGUUUGGUGUUGCAACUGAGAUGAGCCAGAAUGACAUCACCAGGAUCAACCGGCUGUACAACUGCAGACUAGACUAGCCCGACACAGAAGUUUCUUCUUCCUGGGUUCAAUUACCGACGGAUGCCCUUCUGUGAGAGCAGCAGUCCGAAGGCUGAAGCUCAAGUUAUUGAUCUAUAUGAUUACUGAGUCUUCAGUCAGUUUGGAAUAUAAAUGGUUGAAAUACAUUAGAUACGUCUCAAAAUACGUUGUGAUUUGUAGUCAAGAGCAUCAAUAAAAUGUCACAAAAAAA
This is a messenger RNA of Sebastes umbrosus (honeycomb rockfish), 1079 nucleotides long. Its product is annotated as high choriolytic enzyme 1-like. The coding region runs from base 82 to 867 and encodes 261 amino acids. The record is from RefSeq and is a predicted model, not a curated record. Gene Ontology annotation, molecular function: zinc ion binding; metalloendopeptidase activity. Gene Ontology annotation, biological process: proteolysis. The transcript has 8 exons. Lineage: Eukaryota; Metazoa; Chordata; Actinopteri; Perciformes; Sebastidae.